This is a messenger RNA of Lampris incognitus (smalleye Pacific opah), 2062 nucleotides long. It is a transcript of the gene lrpap1, whose product is annotated as low density lipoprotein receptor-related protein associated protein 1. The transcript has 8 exons. Gene Ontology annotation, molecular function: heparin binding; lipase binding; very-low-density lipoprotein particle receptor binding. Lineage: Eukaryota; Metazoa; Chordata; Actinopteri; Lampriformes; Lampridae. The record is from RefSeq and is a predicted model, not a curated record. The coding region runs from base 127 to 1182 and encodes 351 amino acids. Gene Ontology annotation, biological process: negative regulation of very-low-density lipoprotein particle clearance; negative regulation of receptor internalization. Gene Ontology annotation, cellular component: rough endoplasmic reticulum lumen; endomembrane system; endosome.
CUGACUUGUGGUAUUCUCGCUAGCCAUAACAAGAAAAGUUCCAGCUGACUUUUCGCUAUACUUGUGUUGACAAUUAGCUGUUUUUUGGUAUUUAGUAGUUAUUAGGCGUGUAUAAUUAUUUCAAGAAUGAAGGUGCGGUGUUUUGUUACCUUGCUGUGCCUCACGGUGGGUGGUAGAGCAGGGAAAUACUCCCGGGAAAUUAACGAGCCCAAACCGACUAGCAAUGAUGGGAAGACGGUAGAAUUCAGGAUAGCCAAAUUGAACCAAGUGUGGGAAAAAGCCAUCAGGAUGCAGAUGUCCCCGGUGCACCAGGCGGAGUUGCACAGUGACCUGAAAAUCCAUGAGAAAGAUGAGCUGCAGUGGAAGAAGAUGAAAGUUGAAGGACUGGAUGAGAACGGAGAGAAAGAGGCUCAGCUCCGCCGCAACUUCAAUGUAAUUCUGGCCAAGUAUGGGAUGGACGGAAAGAGGGACACACGGCCACUGGAGAGCAACUUCCUGAAGGACCAUGACACCAAGGAGGGAGACAUAUUUGAUGAUCCCAGGCUAGACAAACUCUGGAACAAGGCAAAGAAUUCAGGGAAGUUCUCCCAGGAAGAGUUGCUGAGCCUGAAGAGAGAGUUCCAGCACCAUAAAGAUAAGAUCCAUGAGUACAACAUUGUUAUGGAUACUGUCAGCAGGACUGAGGAGAUACAUAAAAAUGUGGUCUCCCCAUUGGAGGGUGAGGGUAAAGAGCAUUUGCUGCAUCAGAAACACACAGAGCUGAAGCAGAAGAUGAGGGACCUCAACCAGGGUUUUGAGCGCCUACGCAAGCUAAGCCAUGAGGGCUUUAGUGAAGACAGUGGUGAGGGAGCAAAGUUCAGGGAGCCUCGUGUGAUUGAGCUGUGGGAGGCUGCCAAAAGAGCCAACCUUAGUGACGAUGAGCUGGACUCUCUUAAGGAGGAGCUGCAUCACUUUGAGACCAAGGUAGAGAAGCACGUCCACUACCAGGAACAACUGGAGUUGUCCCACCAGAAGCUUCGGCAUGUGGAGGCUUUGGGAGACGAGGAGCACAUUAAGAGGAACCAGGAGAAGUACAUCGCACUGUCUGAGAAGACCAGGGAGAUGGGCUACAAGAUGAAGAAACACAUGCAGGACCUGACGAACAAGAUCUCCCGCCAGGGACUCGACCACAACGAACUCUGAGAGACUCGGCUCAUCCUCCCCAUCUGAGUCAACUACCAGACUGUAGCUCCCUCACUGCAAUUACACACACAGUACUUUCUCCACCACAUAAUAACUGCUGUGAAAUAAUCAGUGUUUUCCCAUGUAAGUUUUUAUAAUGAUUUACUAUGUUAAAUUGCAUUAUCAUGAAGUGUUUGAUUAUUUGAUGAAUGAUUUGUGCACAAACAUGUCUGUUUACUUUAGAGCUAGAUGAUAUUUGUACAUUAUGUGAAUAAUAGAUGGCUUUUUAUAAAUUAGCUGGUCAGGAAAAUGCAAGUACUCUUUUAAUUUUUCAGUUCAUUCAGAUUUUCACUGUGUAGUUUAAGAUCAAAUGGUAUAACCCAGUUUAAAGAACGACCAAGACGGUCAUUUUGACCAUUUUGGAUUUUCAAAGUUUAAUAAUUUUGUGGGAAAAAAAGCACAGAUUUGCUGCUCCCCAAAUUCUCGUAAAUUGCAUAUAUUUGCAUUUAAAAUGAGUUUUAGAUCAAUUGCACAAAAAAGUUAUAAGAUCUACCUAAAAUGACCAUGAGCAGUCAAAAUGACUGCUUUGUAAUUUGCACGUGAUUGUGUGCGUCAUACGUGUGUCGGUCGCAUCGUUUCCUUCGCGAAAUUCAUUGCUCUAUCCUAGAAAAAAACUAGCAUCCUCCAGUGCAGAGAAAUCGUCUAAACUUGAUUAUUUCCAACAUGUCUGGGUACAGACGCACCAUAACUACCACUGGCAUGUUGUAGUAUUUGUUUGGGACUGUUUCAAUAUUUAUUUUCAGUUCUUUUUUUACAUUUCAUAUUUUAUAGGCCUUGUUAUGUUUGUUAGAUAAGCAAUAUGUGUUUUCCGUUUGGUUUUUCAGGUAAAAUUUUCACUUUU